Lolium perenne is the source of this 2604-nucleotide messenger RNA. The record is from RefSeq and is a predicted model, not a curated record. NCBI's taxonomy places the organism in Eukaryota, Viridiplantae, Streptophyta, Magnoliopsida, Poales, Poaceae.
ACCAACCCAUUGUCGUCUUCGAAUCGAAAAGGAAAUAAACCCUAAACACCAACGAGAGAAUAGCCAUCAUCAUCAACAGCAAAAAAAGAGAGAGAGAGAGAGAACACGAUCUAUCCGAUAUGCAGACGCCGCCGCCGACGCUCCAGCCCUACGACCCCACGAGGGGCAUGAUAUCGUGCUUCACCGAGCACGGCCACCCCGCUGACCCUAUCUCUGCGGCCACGGCCGAGACCCUCUGCGACAUCCUCCUCGACCACUACGAGGAAGCUUUCCGGCGGCUGCCCGUCGAAGGCGUGCCGGAUGGCGUCGACAUGGCCUAUCUCGUCGACAGCGGAGGCCUCUGCCUCGGCCUCCUCGACCCCGUCACCAACAUCGUCCUCAACACCCUCUCCUUCCUUCCAGACGGCUUCGAGACGAACCAUAGCGCCCCGGCUCCAUCCGGUCCCGGCCGGCGCCAAGAGAGGGGCAGGGAUUCAUGGCGCUCCCUCGCGUGGGCGUCGAGCACGUGCCUUCUCCAGUUCAUGUGCGCCUACUUCGGGCUGCUCACCGAGGAGCAGGCCGGGAGGUACCUCGUCUGGGCGCGCGCCGACCUCGCCGUGGCCGUCCUGCUCGUCGAGCACGAGCUCUACGCCGCCCGGCCCACGCCACCCGACCCUCGCUCCGGCAGGACGCGUAACUCCCUCCGGCUGGCUUGCACGCACGCUAGCUACCCUUCGGGGGACUACCUCGUCUCCGUCGCGACCGCGUGGCUACCGCGGGAGCGCCUCGAGAUGCUCGCCCCCGUUCUGCGACGCCAAGGCGGCAUGAAUAGGUUCAGCGUCCAGGAUGCAAAGACCAUCCUCCACGUGCUCCGCCACCAAGACGACAUCUCGACCAUGCCACCGUCACCGACGCUCGAAGAAGGCGUAGCACCUCUAGUCCAGCACACUACGAGCUACGCCGACCUUGGAGACGGCCGGAUCGCCUACACCACCACCAGUGUCACCACCGUCCAACGAGCCGGUGACAACAUCACGUCCUUGCGGCGUCCUCAAGACAUGGAGUCCACACUAUCCUCUUACUCCACGCAAGCCGUACCGCCGGAGCCGGGCACUACGACGAGGCCGCACCCGCACGACUCCCCCUGCUUGUCUGUCCGGUCUCCCGACGCGGACGUCGAAGCCGACGAGUGCCCGUACGUACGGUCCCUGGAGAUGUCCCUCUACGGCACCAUCCACGGGUUCUACCUCAAGGCGCUUGCCAUGCUGCCCAGCCACGCCGCGCGACACCACGUCCGCGGCGUACUGCUCGCCGGCCACUGCUACGGGCCCAUGGACCCCGUCUCCAACAUCAUUCUCGGCGCCGUCUGGUACGAUGCCAACUUCCCGCUCCAGGACGAUGAACGCCCCGCCCAGGCGCACGACAUCCUCGACACACUCCCCAUGCUCCGAGCGGUGUCCCGCUCCCUGCACGGCCUUGUCGCCCUCCUUGAUGCCACCUCCCGCAAGAAGCUGCCGCUGCACGAGAUCCUCAAGUACCUCUGCUACGCGCAGUGCGACCUCUCAGUCAUGCUGCAGCCACAUUUACACCAAGAUGGGAGGACGCUCAACCCCUUCGCUGCUGCGGCCACUGCGGCUCAGCACCCGCAAGCGUCUGCCAUGGCAGGGUUUCUCGCGUCGCUACCACCGACGAAGCUGGACCAGAUCCGAUCUUUGAUGAUGAAUGCCACCGCCAAAAACGUUCCACUGUCUCACAAGUCCUUGACCCAGAUACAUAGCAUCCUCAGAGAAGAAACCUCGGCCACGAUGACCCCAUGGCGGCCACGGCCUCCCAAACUUUGCAACGCGGCAUUAAGCAUUCUCACAAGGAAGAGGGAAGCAUAUGCUCAGCAACAGAGGUUCAUCCGCGGCAGGAUCGAGCAGCUAUUGCAGGAUUACGCUGUUGCCAAUCCUUCCGAGCCCAGCUACUAUCUUGAUUUUGUAUGUGGUGCAACAAUGGCUGAUCACACCCACCAGCGUUACCAUGUCAAUUUCAUGGCAGCAGCUACUGAAUCGGGGUUCAAGAACACACUGUUCUUUGCCGAUUUCAAAUGGGCGUAUCAACAUCAUCAGUCAGAAACAGCCGUUUGUUGCCCUCUCUCCCAACCGUAUGAUAUGAGUCGUUGCUACUAUGGUCAUGAGUCUGCACGUAACAUCGUGUAUCCGGAUCAUUCCAUCGACUACUUCUCGAGCAACAUCACUGGUGGUGGACUCGAUGACACAGAAGGCGAACUAGAAAUUGACUUCAUCUACUUUGACUCUAAGAGGGAUGUGGAGCUUGCCAAGGUCCUGCAGAGGAUGGUCAAGAAGGAACAGUCAUUGAAUGGAAGGCGUGCUGCAUGGGAUUGGGAUGUACAACUUCAACCGGCGUGCUGAAUGAACCACUUGUUUCUGCUAAUUUCAACCACGCGCUUCAGUGAGUGGCUUUCGGUCAACUAGGUUCACGUGGUCAAUUUGUCUACCAUUUAAGCAUGAAUUCAAAUAAUGUAAAAGUGUUAAGAGAGUAGUAUGAUGUGUAGUACUACGUAGCAGUUAAAACAUGUAAGUCUAGUCUUUAUACGUACUCCCUCCUGUCCGAUAUAAUCGA